Messenger RNA from Lachancea lanzarotensis, 336 nucleotides. RefSeq names its product LALA0S02e07954g1_1 (gene CSE2). Lineage: Eukaryota; Fungi; Ascomycota; Saccharomycetes; Saccharomycetales; Saccharomycetaceae. The transcript has a single exon. Gene Ontology annotation, molecular function: transcription coregulator activity. Gene Ontology annotation, cellular component: mediator complex. Gene Ontology annotation, biological process: regulation of transcription by RNA polymerase II. The record is from RefSeq and is a predicted model, not a curated record. Bases 1 to 336 code for a protein of 111 amino acids.
AUGAAUCCUCAUUUAGCGGAAGUGCAGCGACUUUUGGUGCCGGAAUCGCCGAAUUUGUCUUCGCCUAGCGUCGAGUUCAUUCCACAGCUUUACUACGCUAUUCACCAGUUAAAAAAGGACCCCAAUAGCAGCACAGCAUCUCUAGAAACUGCAACAUCGUCAAUCCGCCAUCGAUUGAAGCAAUGCAAGGCUCAUUUGGCACAAAACAAUGAGUGUCGAGAGUUGCUCAGUAGCACGCCUGCGGAAUGGGACGUUAAGCUAGCACAACGUCAAAAGGACUUGGACGCAAAACGAGAACUAUGCCGACAACUGGCACUUCAAGUGGAGCGCCUUUAA